GCAUUCUACAUUUUCAAGCUAAAUAAUGUUGGUACCAUCAAAUAAUUGUUGAUUUGUUUAGUUAUUAUUAAAAGAACGCAGACCAAACGAGGGAAAUAUGUCGCAGACAUGCCAGAGAACGGAAACACUGACGAUAGAGGCUCUAGAUUUCAUCUACGAGGACGAAAUGGAAUACUUGCACCUAAAACAAGCGCCCAGAAAGGAGGAGCAAGUCAAGGCGGUGAAGAUAAAGCGACUGACUUGCAACAUAAACGGCUGCACUUACUCCACGGACCGGAGAAGAGACUUGAGGCGCCACAGGCGGUCGCAAAAGCACAUGCUGCUGGAGUCCUGCUCUGACUCCGAGUCUGAGGUGGAAUCGUCACUGUUCUCGUGCAACGUCUGCGGCUACAAGACCGCCAAACGGUAUUGCUUCGACCGGCACAAGGAGUCGAGGCGCCACAUAAUGAAGGAGCAGGAGGAGUGCGAGAAGCUGAUGGACGAGGCCGAGAGGGCGGAACCGGCGGUAAAACGCAUAAAAAGAGUAGAGGAGCCAGCGCCCGCGGAUGCGGAGAAAACACGAUACACGGAAGACAUCCUGACCACGUGCACGCCGUGUGACUACAGCACCACUCGAAAAUCUCAAUUCGAGAUGCAAGCAAAAAGCCAGGCGAACAUCGAGGUCGUGCAAAGCCAGCUGGAGGCUAAUGAAUACAUACAGUAUCUGCCCCAGGAGCAGGAACAGAUGGUGGAGCUAUCUGGGGAGUCUGGGGAGACCGAGGACGAAUACCUCGCCUACAAGAAGGAGUGCAGGUGCACCCUGGAGUGCAAGCCCUGCGAAUACAGAACGGCCAGGAGAUUCUGCUUCGUUCGGCACAUGCGAUCGGCAAGGCAUCUGGCCAAGAUUCAAGCUGACCUUGAUGGUCUGGAGGAAACUGAAGCUCUUGAGCCAGUAGAAUACUUGGAAGCGGAAAAUGAGCUGGAGGAGAUUGAUCACAGAGAGGAGAGAAAUUUUGUGGAGGAGCUUGAUAUGGAUGUUAUGGAAGAGCCAGAUGUUGUGGAGGAUAUACAGGAUAUAGAUAAGCAAAACGGACUGGAAGAGAUCAAUCUAGUGGAGAUCGACGAGGUGGUUCAAAUAGAUCCCGGCUUUGAAAUGAUAGAAUAUACAACUGCCGAAGAAAACGUUUACGAGGAGAUCGUGUACCUGACCACCGAAGACAGUCCGGAGGAUAUUUCCUACUUCAUCGCGCUGGACAAUGCAUAGAUUUGUUAAUUUCUCGACUCUUUGGUACUUUUAAUUACAUCGAAAGCCAACGAAUUGUUAAAUUACAAUCAAUGCAAUAACCAAACUUUAGAUAUUAAUGAACUGUAUAAAAGUUUUUGACUCUUGAUAAGCCAAAAUUCUUGAAUUAAGAAAUAUUUUAAAUGUAAAGAAUUGAAAAGCUAUGAAAAGAUUGUUUAUUCGUUGUUACUACGAAUAAAGAAUAUUGAUUUUGAAAUUUG
Messenger RNA from Drosophila melanogaster (fruit fly), 1482 nucleotides. RefSeq lists its product as uncharacterized. NCBI's taxonomy places the organism in Eukaryota, Metazoa, Arthropoda, Insecta, Diptera, Drosophilidae. The transcript is spliced from 2 exons. The coding region runs from base 98 to 1243 and encodes 381 amino acids. The record is from RefSeq and is marked reviewed.